Molecule: messenger RNA, 228 nt
Organism: Macrosiphum euphorbiae (potato aphid)
Lineage: Eukaryota; Metazoa; Arthropoda; Insecta; Hemiptera; Aphididae
Source: the annotation of a GenBank genome assembly
AUGCAGGAUGACAAAACAUCUCCUGAACCACCAGUGGAAAGUAAUACGGCAGUUUUAAAGAACACCAUAUCGAUUAAACAUUUCGUACCGAAAGUUGGAUUAUUGCAUCACAGGGAAUCUCUGCAACUGAUACUAUGUAAACCCAAAUUAAUGCCAUUGAAAUCUAUGACAUUGGAAAAAUUACAAAAGAUGCAAUCCGAAGCAGAAAACAAAUUGUCAAAUAGAUGA